AUGUCGAUUCUUGUUAACGGUAGUCCCACAAAAGAAUUUAUUGUGGAAAGGGGUCUAAGGCAAGGAGAUCCAAUCUCUCCUUUUCUCUUUGUAAUUGUAGCGGAAGGGCUUAGGGCUUUGGUGGGAAAGGCGGUGGAAAAUGGAGAUUUUGUUGGUUUCAAUGUGAACGGGAGAUGUGGAAUAGAUAUCCUCCAAUUUGCGGACGAUACUCUUUUAUUAGGCGACGGAAGUUGGAACCAUCUAUGGGCUUUGAAAGCGGUGUUGAGGGGUUUCGAAAUGAUGUCGGGCCUUAGAAUCAAUUACCAUAAAAGUAACGGUUUUUCGACCUCCUUUUGGCAUGCUCGUUGGUUGAAAGAAGGCAUUCUAAAAGAUCUUUUCCCGGAUUUGUAUAGCAUCUCUCUUCUUAAAGAGGCUUCAAUUGGUGCGAUGGGGGGUGGAAAAAUGCAUGCUGCCAAUGUGGGGGCCGCGGCUGUUUCUCCCUCCUUCAAUACUGAUGCAGCCGUAGCAGCUAGUGAAGAAAACAGAGGCGUGCAGCUUAGCAACAGUGGCUGGAGUAUGGGCCAUUUCCAUUCGAGACAGGCGGAUCUUCGUGAGACUCUGUGUUCGGCAGUUGUUCUUCAUGCGGAUAGGCACGACACGGCUACUUGGACUCUUGAGGAAAAUGGUAUUUUUACGGUUUCUUCUUGCUGCAAUUUUCUAAAAAAUAGGCGUUCUCCCUUAGGCCCGGCAAAUCGUUUUGAUUCGGUGUUCAAAGACAUUUGGAAGGCGGAGGUUCCAAUUAAAGUCAAAGCUUUUGGUUGGCGUAGCUUCCUCAACAAAAUUCCAACCAAAGAUUCGCUUUUGAAAAGAGGUAUUAUUAUUUCUUCAAAUGCUAAUUGUGUUCUUUGUGAGGAAACAAGCGAAACCUUGACCCAUUCUUUUUUGAGAUGUCGGUAUGUCGAUAUUGUUUGGAAGAAAAUGGCCGAAUGGAUCGGAAUGACUUAUAGUUGUAUUGGAGAUUUGAAGGAGAAUUUUUUCUUUUGGAGUGAUUUUUGUAGAUCGAAGAAGGUUAAAAAAGGGAAGGAAGGAACCAUUUGGCUCGCCAUUCUUUGGAGCAUUUGGUUACGUAGGAACGAUAUAGUUUUCAACAACUCGUCUUGGAACUCUAGAGACGUAGUUUGGAGUUGUAAAGCUCUAAUUUGGAGGUGGUCGUAUAUCGGGAAAAUUACUCGGGCCAAUUGUAAUUUCUACGAGUUUAGCAAUAGCCCAUUGUUUUACUUAAGUUAG
Vicia villosa (hairy vetch) is the source of this 1266-nucleotide messenger RNA. RefSeq lists its product as uncharacterized. Bases 1 to 1266 code for a protein of 421 amino acids. The record is from RefSeq and is a predicted model, not a curated record. The transcript is spliced from 3 exons. NCBI's taxonomy places the organism in Eukaryota, Viridiplantae, Streptophyta, Magnoliopsida, Fabales, Fabaceae.